UGAAAAUGCAUUUCAAUGUGAUACAUGGCGGGACAACUGAAGAAACAACUGAAGGAAGCGGCGGGAAUCAUAGGUGCUGGUACUGCCCUGUUUUUCUCGUACCUCACUGCUGUCGGAGAUGAGCACUUCUAUGCCAACCGGCUCAUGCCCAUGCUCCAGAGGGUGGUGGGCGCCGAGACGGCCCACGUCAUGGCAGUGCGCUUCAUCAGCUGGGGUCUUGUGCCAAUCAACAGAUACAAGGACCCUACUUCCCUGGCAGUGAACGUCAUGGGCCAGACGUUCCGGAACCCAGUGGGAAUAGCGGCUGGCUUUGACAAGCACGGAGAGGCAGUGGAUGGCCUGUACAAGUUGGGCUUCGGCUUUGUGGAGGUAGGCACAGUCACCCCAAAGCCCCAGCCAGGAAACCCACAACCACGCGUGUUCCGUCUGCCCAGUGAUGAAGCCAUCAUUAACAGUGAGCAGUUCCAGGCAACCAGGUAUGGAUUUAACAGUUGUGGUGUCUCUGAAGUACUGGAAAGAUUAAAGGAAAGGGAGACAAAACAGAUCGAACUUACAAAAGUGGGCCUUCCCCUGGGCGUGAACCUGGGCAAGAACAAGCUGACGGAGGACUCUGUGGCCGACUUCCUGGAGGGCAUCCAGACACUGGGGCCGCUGGCCGACUACCUGGUGGUGAAUGUCAGCAGCCCCAACACGCCCGGCCUCAGGAACCUGCAGGCCAAAGAGGAGCUACGCCACCUGCUGGCCAAGGUGCUGGGUGAGCGUGACCGGCUGCAGGUGGGCAGGAAAGUACCCGUGCUGGUCAAAAUAGCCCCCGACCUCACGGCCCAGGACAAGCAGGACAUUGCUGAGGUGGUUGUAGAGCUUGGAGUAGACGGAAUCAUUGUCUCCAACACGACGGUCUCCAGGCCCGCCUCACUGAAGGACUCUGCGAGUGUCGAGACGGGUGGUCUGAGUGGUCAGCCACUCAAAACCAUGGCCACGGAGGUGGUGCGAGACAUGUACCGCAUGACCGCAGGGAAGGUACCCAUCGUGGGCGUGGGAGGCGUGGCCAGUGGGCAGGAUGCGCUGGAUAAGAUCCGCGCGGGCGCCUCUCUGGUGCAGCUCUACACGGCUCUGGUCUACCAGGGCCCGCCUGUCGUCACCAAGAUCAAACGGGAGCUGGAGAAGCUACUACUGGAGCAAGGCUUUGCCAGCGUGUCUGAAGCCGUAGGGGCUGAUCACAGAUCAGUGAAUUCAGCAGCAGCAACGGCAGCAACUGCAGCUCCAUCAGAAGCAACGACGCCAGAAGCACAGAAUCCAGACAAAGAGGACACAGAGAAAGCCACAGGUGCCUCUGCAGUUGUCAUUUAGAAGGGGAAAUACAUUUCAUACAUGGCGCUGCUUAAUCAAAAAUCCUGUUCUUACUUGAAUUCAGUGUCGAGGCAAAUUUGUCUCACUUUGUCCACACUAAAUGGCAUACCUAUAUGGUACAGUGUAUAACUCUCAAGAGGGAUCCUGUUGAAAUGGUUAAUAAUUGUGCAUAUUGUAAAAAAAAACAUAUAUAUUGUUGGUUAAUCACUAUUUAACGAUAACUGAAAUGUUGUUCAGAGCAACUGUGUCUGUGUCAUCACUGUGUUCUCUUAGCUAAGAUCAAAACAAUAUUUGAUAUGAUAAUGUGGUUUGCCAGUAGUACAAUGUAUCAACACACAUUGUUCUGUCUGAAAGACAACAGCAGGGCAGAAGAAUUGA
Engraulis encrasicolus (European anchovy) is the source of this 1728-nucleotide messenger RNA. RefSeq names its product dihydroorotate dehydrogenase (gene dhodh). The record is from RefSeq and is a predicted model, not a curated record. Gene Ontology annotation, biological process: pyrimidine ribonucleotide biosynthetic process; 'de novo' pyrimidine nucleobase biosynthetic process. The coding region runs from base 25 to 1350 and encodes 441 amino acids. NCBI's taxonomy places the organism in Eukaryota, Metazoa, Chordata, Actinopteri, Clupeiformes, Engraulidae. The transcript has 10 exons. Gene Ontology annotation, molecular function: dihydroorotate dehydrogenase activity. Gene Ontology annotation, cellular component: cytoplasm; mitochondrial inner membrane.